This is a messenger RNA of Osmerus eperlanus (European smelt), 1085 nucleotides long. It is a transcript of the gene pex11a, whose product is annotated as peroxisomal biogenesis factor 11 alpha. Gene Ontology annotation, biological process: peroxisome fission. NCBI's taxonomy places the organism in Eukaryota, Metazoa, Chordata, Actinopteri, Osmeriformes, Osmeridae. The transcript has 3 exons. Gene Ontology annotation, cellular component: peroxisomal membrane. Bases 329 to 1069 code for a protein of 246 amino acids. The record is from RefSeq and is a predicted model, not a curated record.
ACCGGUUUAUGAAUAAGGCUAAUUUACCAUCCAUCAGUGCUUUGCCUACUCAAGUGGGAUGAGACGUGACAUUUAGUUAAAAAUUUACUUUGUAGUGUCCCCCAAUUGAUUAAUAAGCAGACAUAGUGCUAAUUGUGAAAUUCGAUUGUCUGACGAGCGCUAUACUGGCUGUGCCGUACUGUGUCACAGUGUGUGAUUAGCUAGAACAAAUUGUUCUAUUGUACACCACAGUACUAGGCUGCUACAUACAUACCAAUUUUUUGGAGUUGGCUAACAACAGUAGCUAGCUAACGUUAAUUUAAGAUACGUGGUAGUAUUUAUUAUUGAAAUGGAGUCUUUCAUAAAGUUCACAAAUCAAAGUCAAGGGAGGGACCGUAUUUUCAGGGCAACCCAAUAUGCUUGCGCUUUUACGAAGUACUUACUACGAAAUAAUUCAGCCCGAAAAGAACUAGUGAUGAAGCUGAAAAGUCUGGAGUCAAACAUGAGUUCUGGCAGAAAAUUGUUUAGACUGGGGAACACCGCGAACUCCGUUGAAGCUGCAGCACGAACCUUGAAACUCUCUGACCCAAUUCUACGCCUGUGCCUUACAGUGGCCAACCUCAACCGCGCCCUUUACUUUAUUUGUGAUAAUGUACUUUGGGCCCGAAAUGUUGGCCUAAUCCAUGAUAUUAACAAGGACCGGUGGAGCUUGCACGCUUCUCGUUACUACUUCUUGUCCUUAGUUAUGAGUCUCACAAGAGAUGUUUACGUUAUCUCUCAGAUAAUGGUGCAGAGGGCAAAAGAUAAGAGCUUUCAACAGAAAAUCAAUCAACACCUCAAUGACAGUCCUGAGGUGGCCCCUGUUAUCAUCCCUCAGAUUGAUACCUUUCUCUUUGUUCUUAUUGAGAGCCUGAAAAACCAUCCAGCAGUUGCCCUGGACACAAUGAAAAACAUAUGUGACAUUUUUAUUCCACUGGACAAGCUAGGAAUCUACCAGUCAAAUGCAGGGGUGGUGGGCUUUUGUGGUCUGAUAUCCUCAUUUUUAGGAAUAGUGUCUCUCCUGCAGCCCAACUUGAAAAUGAAGCCAUAGACAAGCUUUUAGGAAA